This is a messenger RNA of Penaeus chinensis, 1275 nucleotides long. Its product is annotated as probable glutamate receptor. Gene Ontology annotation, cellular component: membrane. Lineage: Eukaryota; Metazoa; Arthropoda; Malacostraca; Decapoda; Penaeidae. Gene Ontology annotation, molecular function: glutamate-gated receptor activity. Bases 1 to 1275 code for a protein of 424 amino acids. The record is from RefSeq and is a predicted model, not a curated record. The transcript is spliced from 9 exons.
AUGGCCCUCACCGGCUCUCACCUCCGCGUGGCCGCCGGGCUGUGGGUUCCCUUCGUCAUGUUCGAGGAUCAUGAGGACGGGACCUUCACCACCACGGGGCUCCUCAUAGACCUCAUGGACAUCUUCGCCAGCAAACUCAACUUCACAUAUUCGGUGUUGAAAUCCGUGGACGGCGAAUGGGGCCGACUGCACCCCAACGGCUCGGCGACGGGGAUGAUUGGCAUGUGUCAGAGGAAGGAGGCGGACAUGGCCCUGGGUCCCUUCAGCAUUACCUACAUGAGGUCCCAAGUGAUAGAUUACUCGGUGCCACUCUACAUAGAUAGCUUCGGAAUCUUUCUGCCGCGGCCCUACAGAGAGAGAGACCUGACGGGGUUUGUGAAGCCCUUUGGCUGGGAGGUCUGGGCGACUCUGCUGAUUCUCCUCUCGACGAGCAUGGGUCUGGGUGCCAUCAUUAACUGGCUCUCCGUCCGCUGGUCUCUCCCUGGCACUCGGUCCCUGGCCCAAGGCGGCAAGACCAAGCCGAUCUUCCAGCCCAGUUGGAUCUUGAAGACGCUCCUCAUGGAACCUUUGUCAGCGUUGCCAACUUCCCUCACCGGACGUGUCUUCAUGGGAACCUGGAUGGUGGUCUCUCUCAUCCUGAGCUCGGCCUAUCAAGGGAUUCUAACCUCUCUGUUAGCUGUGCCGAAGGUCGAAGUUCCUGUAGACUCCUUGCAGGAUCUCCUAGACUAUGGCAGGAUGCCUUGGUCUGUCGAGUAUGGCACUGCCUUGCACCAGCUGUUCGGAGAUGCAAAAUCAGGCUUCUACAAGAAGAUUCACGAUGGCAGCUUCCUAGUAACUAGCAGCUUCGAAGAGCGAGAGCGAAUGAAAAGAGAACGAUUUGCUAUUCUCUGUGAUUUCUUCUCCAUGAAGUUGAUUAUGAGUGACGAUUACGGCAGGACGGGCGAAUGCAGUUAUUACAUCGCCAAGGAAGUGAUCUGGUCAGCAUCCAUGGCCUUUGUCUUUCAGAAGGACAGUGCUGUCGCCAAACACUUCAAUAGAUGGAUAGUGAUGAUGCGCGAGUCAGGGCUGGUGGACCGCUACCUGCAGGAAGCCACAACCAACGUGACGGCGUGCAUGGUGCCGCCGGGCGAGGAGGCGGGCAAGGGCAGCUCCCUCGUGCUGUCUUUCCUGGAUCUGGGGGGCGUCUUUCUCUUCAUGUUUGGAGGCGCAGCUCUCGGCAUCGUCUUGUUCGUUGCAGAGAAGAUUAGUGAGAAGUUCCACGGAAGUCCCAAGUAA